UAAUGGGUAGAAAUGCCUUUGUCUUUGAUCCAUUUUGUUUGUUUGCUUUGACAGUUUGUGCUUUUACCAAACCAAACGUAAUCCAACCAACCCCUGUGAUGGUUACUGAGCUGGGAGGCUCUGUGACUCUCACUUGCCUUUGUCCUAAUGUGUCGGUGACCAGAUUUAAUUGGUUCAAGCAGAGUUUUGGACAGGAACCCCUUCACAUGGCAUCAUCUCUUUAUAUUGGCCAAGAUAAUUAUUAUUCCAACAACUUUAUCAAGGACUUUACCGAGACCAAACAUUUGGGUGUGAGGAGAGGAGACUACAUCUAUAACUUGACCAUAUCCAACACAGAGCCAGGGGACUCAGCUACAUACUAUUGUUCCACUGCAGACAUCUAUGAGCAAACAUUUGGAGAGGGAACUGUAUUAAUUGUCAAAAAUUCCGAGUCCAACAGCAUAUCUGUGCUCCAGCAGCCUGUGUCUGAGUCAGUCCAUCCAGGAGACUCUGUGACUCUGAACUGUACAAUACACACUGAGACCUGUGCAGGAGAACACAGUGUCUAUUGGUUCAGACAUGGCUCAGGAGAAUCCCAUCCAGGAAUAAUUUACACCCAUGGAGACAGGAGUGAUCAGUGUGUGAAGAGCCCUGAGGCUGGGUCUCCUACACAGAGCUGUGUCUACAACCUCCCCAAGAGGAACCUCAGCUUCUCUGAUGCUGGGACUUACUACUGUGCUGUGGCCUCAUGUGGGGAGAUACUCUUCGGGAACGGGACCACGCUGGACAUUGAGGACCAUAGAGCAGAUCCUCUUCUCUUGGUGUCCUGCCUGGGUGUAGUAUUGUGUGUCACGUUCACCUUGAUCAUUGUCCUGGUUUGCAUCAUGUACAAGAUGAACAACACAACAUGUGUGCAGUGCAGAGGACUCGUCUCACAGACCAGAGGUCCUUCAGUUACCAGAUCAGAUGCAGGGGACCACGAUGGAGACAGUCUCCAUUACGUAGCUCUGAAUCUGAGCAACAAGAAGAACAGGUCUAGAAGACAGAGAGGUCACAUGGAGACAGUGGUGUAUGCUGGGAUCAGACAGUAGAACUGGAUGAAUGAAACAAUGAUCCUUUUAUACUAGAUAACUCUUUAUUAACUAGUUCUAGCUUCAUUAACUAUCUUUGAAUGCAUAAGCAGUCAAAUGUGAUGAAAACAGUGGUCAUAGCUUGUUUGUUAUACAAUGUUGAAAUAAUUGAAUGCAUUACUAUUUUUUUUAUUUGAAUAAUAAUAAUAAUAAUAAUAAUUAGGGGUGGUGCUUAUAUUUGUCUUGGUACACAAGUGUGUAAUGAAAAUGUUUUGUGUUGUUGUUGCUAACCCAACUCCCCCUGAGACACCCGCAGGGAGUGGGUUCACAGCCAGGGUCACCAUUGUACAGCACCAUUGGAGCAAUUAGGGUUAAGUGCCUUGCUCAAGGGCACCUUUACAGAUUGUUAUUAUUUGUAUUUAUUUGUUGUGCCUAUUUUAGCAACAGUAAAAUAGUUGCUUGACGUACAGAAAAAUAAAGUGUUUCCAACUGUUUGAAUUUGA
Molecule: messenger RNA, 1552 nt
Organism: Oncorhynchus kisutch (coho salmon)
Lineage: Eukaryota; Metazoa; Chordata; Actinopteri; Salmoniformes; Salmonidae
Product: fibroblast growth factor receptor 1-like
Exons: 5
Coding region: 3-1070 (355 amino acids)
Biological process (GO): response to bacterium
Source: RefSeq, a predicted model, not a curated record